Messenger RNA from Mucor mucedo, 1084 nucleotides. RefSeq lists its product as uncharacterized. NCBI's taxonomy places the organism in Eukaryota, Fungi, Mucoromycota, Mucoromycetes, Mucorales, Mucoraceae. Gene Ontology annotation, molecular function: heat shock protein binding. The record is from RefSeq and is a predicted model, not a curated record. The transcript is spliced from 3 exons. Gene Ontology annotation, cellular component: nucleus; cytoplasm. Bases 32 to 886 code for a protein of 284 amino acids.
CGUGUCGUCCUUUUUUUAUUACAAACUUAACAUGCCACCUUCAAAAUCAAUAAACUGCUACAAGGUACUAAUUCUAGACAAGGAGACAGCGUCAAUUGACGAUGUAAAAAAGGCAUACCGUAAACUUGCCCUCCAAUACCAUCCAGACAAACAACCCUUUGACUCAACCGAGGAACAAAAGCAACAAGCUACCGAAGCCUUUCAAAGCCUGGGCAUUGCCUAUUCUGUUUUAAGUGAUCCUAAACGUAAAGAACGAUAUGAUAAAACAGGAAGUAUCGAGGAAGGUGAAUUCGAAGGCGAUAAGGACUGGAGCGCUUAUUUUAAAGAGUUAUGGACUGGUGUGGUUACUGCGGAAACAAUCGAUGCUCAAAAGCUCAAGUACCAAGGUUCUAAAGAGGAGGAAGCGGAUUUAAUGAAAGCAUACAAAAAAUUCAAUGGAAGCAUGGAUAAAAUACUCCAAGUAGUAGAGUGUUCAGAUGCAUCGGAUGGCCAAAGAUUUGAAAAAAUAAUUCGUGCAGCAAUUAAAGAAAAGACUGUGACUUUACUUAAGUCGUUUGAAACUACAACCACAGCUAAGGCGCAUCAAAUUAGACUUGAUGCAGAAAAGAAACGAGCGUUAGAUUAUGAAGUGCGUUGUAAAGGAAAGAAGGAAAAAGAGACGGGGUCAUCUUCUCUUACGGAUCUAAUCCAACAAAGAUCGAAGGAAAGACACGCAAAAAUGAACAGAAUUAUUGAAUCAAUCGAGUCUGCAGCAAAAGAUGAAGCAGCAGAAGAUAAAGGAAAAGGCAGAAAGAGGAAGAUAAGAGAUGAUAGUAUGCCUAGCGAAGAAGAAUUCUUGAAGCUCCAAGAAAGCAUGUUCAAGAAUAAGAAGUCAAAGAAAAACUAAAAUCAACACAGGCAAUAUAUUUUUAAUUAACAUCUUUAUCAUGCAGAGGUAAAUAACACAGUGUACCAAGGCUCGAACAAGCAGCAAAAUAAAGCAACUACUUGUAAGGAUAAAUACAUAUCCCGAAAAUGAAUAAAACAUUUAAAAAGUUCAAGCUCAUACCGUAAACAAAUUAUACCAUAGCAUUCGCUUAUGAUG